This is a messenger RNA of Elaeis guineensis (African oil palm), 2897 nucleotides long. RefSeq names its product linoleate 13S-lipoxygenase 2-1, chloroplastic. Gene Ontology annotation, biological process: lipid oxidation. Lineage: Eukaryota; Viridiplantae; Streptophyta; Magnoliopsida; Arecales; Arecaceae. Gene Ontology annotation, molecular function: metal ion binding; oxidoreductase activity, acting on single donors with incorporation of molecular oxygen, incorporation of two atoms of oxygen; protein binding. The record is from RefSeq and is a predicted model, not a curated record.
AAACUCGAACAGCCAGCCUCAUCUCACCUUCUUCCCCACCUAAUAGAUUAAGAAUGAUGUUGAAGCCUUUGCUCCAAUCUCCAAACCAAGCCGCCUCCUCCCUCUUCUUCUCAUAUAGGUGGUCCUCAAGCCAUGGCAGCUCAUCGACCAAAACCCGGUCACCAUCAUCGGUUGGAAAACGAAGGGCUUCGAGGUGUGGCCGGAUUUGUUGUGAGAUAAGGGAGGCUCGGGUGGCUGUAGCUGGUACCAAGGACGCCCCGGUCCCGGUGAAGGCAUUCGUCAACGUGAAGCGCCCCAUCGGAGGGAUCUUUGCAGAGGGCAUUCGUGAUAGAAUUACUGACAUGUUCGGAAAAUCCCUCCUCCUCGAGCUCGUCAGCUCCGAGUUAGAUCCGAAAACGGGAAUAGAGAAGAAGACAGUAGCGGACUAUGCUCACAAGAUAAGCCAGGAUGAGGAUGAGGAAAAGAAUGAAAUCACGUACCAAGGCAACUUCACCCUCCCUGUCAAUUUUGGCGAUAUUGGUGCUAUUUUCGUGACCAAUGAGCAUCACAAGGAGAUGUAUCUCAAAGAUAUUGUCCUCAUAAUUGAUGAUCAGACUUGUACUAUAGAUUGCCAAUCUUGGGUGCACUCCAAGUACGAUAAUCCUGAGAAAAGAAUCUUUUUCACCAGUAAGUCCUACUUGCCAUCCCAGACCCCAAAUGGUCUUCGGAGGCUAAGAAAGAACGAACUGGAGAACCUGCGGGGGGAUGGAACAGGGGAGCGCAAGAGCUUCGAGAGGAUCUACGACUAUGACGUAUAUAACGAUCUCGGCAACCCGGACAAUAGCGAUGACUUGGCAAGGCCGGUCCUCGGCGGUAACAAAAAAUUCCCAUAUCCUAGGCGUUGUCGGACCGGACGUCCGAGGAGCAAGAAAGACCCUCUUUCAGAAUCAUGGAGUGGGAAUAAUUACAUCCCCAGGGACGAGGCUUUCUCAGAGGUGAAGCAGGCGACAUUCACAAUCAACCUCGCGCGAUCGGUAAUCCGCUCUCUUCUACCUUCAAUUGAUACAGCAGUCAUUGAUCCGAAGCUGGGCUUUCCCUACUUCACCUCCAUUGAUGCGCUGUACAACGAGGGCAUGAGGUUUCCAAAGAAGGAGGGACUCGCCUACUUCCUCACCCUCGUACCGAGGCUAGUCAAGACAAUUGCUGAGGGCACUGAACAAGUCUUACUCUUUGAGACCCCAGAAAUGAUUGACAGGGACAAGUUCGCAUGGUUUAGAGAUGAAGAGUUCGCUCGGCAAACUUUGGCAGGCCUAAAUCCCUACAGCAUUCAACUGGUUACGGAAUUUCCAAUAGUGAGCAAACUUGAUCCUGCUGUUUAUGGUCCACCAGAGUCAGCGAUCACUAAAGAACUAAUUGAACGGGAAAUAAAAGGAGUCAUGACGCUUGAAGAGGCAAUCCGACACAAGAGAUUGUUCAUGCUAGACUACCACGACCUUCUGCUACCUUACGUGCACAAGGUCAGAGAGCUAGAGGGGACCACGUUGUAUGGAUCCCGAACACUCUUCUUCCUCACGUUGGAGGGUACGUUGAGGCCUCUUGCUAUCGAGCUCACCCGACCAAAAUCCCCCACCAAGCCCCAGUGGAAGCAAGUCUUCACUCCCUGCUGGGAUGCCACCGGAGCCUGGCUGUGGAAGCUUGCGAAAGCACACGUAUUGGCCCACGACGCAGGCUAUCACCAGCUCGUCAUCCACUGGUUACGAACCCACUGCUGCACCGAACCAUACAUAAUUGCAGCAAACCGGCAACUCAGUGCGAUGCACCCAAUAUAUCGGUUGCUGCAGCCCCAUUUCAGAUACACAAUGGAGAUCAACGCAAACGCACGCGAGUCACUCAUCAACGCAGGCGGUGUCAUCGAGACAACAUUCUCUCCUAGCAAAUAUUCCACCGAGUUAAGCUCAGUUGCCUAUGACCAGCUAUGGCGAUUCGAUAUGGAGGCCUUGCCUGCCGAUCUGAUCCGGAGGGGACUGGCGGUGGAGGAUCCGACAGCAGAGUUCGGAUUAAGGCUCACGAUAGAAGACUAUCCUUUCGCCAACGAUGGCCUUCUGGUAUGGUCAGCAAUCAAGCAAUGGGUUACAGACUACGUAAACUUCUACUACCCAGAAGCAAGCCUGGUAAAGAAUGACAGCGAGCUCCAAGAAUGGUGGACCGAUGUCCGAACCAAAGGCCAUGGCGACAAGAAGGACGAGCCAUGGUGGCCGGUGCUUAACACCCCCGAUGACUUGAUCCAAGUCGUGACCACCAUCAUCUGGGUUGCCUCCGGCCACCACGCCGCGGUCAAUUUCGGGCAGUACCACUACGCUGGCUACUUCCCCAACCGCCCCAGCAUCGUCCGCAAGAACAUGCCGGUGGAGGACAAGAACGAGACCGACUUUGCCAAGUUCUUGCACAAGCCCGAGUUCGCCCUUCUCGGCUCCUUGCCCUCACAAAUUCAAGCCGCGAAGGUGAUUGCGGUGCUCGACGUGCUCUCCAGCCAUUCGCCGGACGAGGAGUACUUGGGUGGGGAGCCGGAGCUAGCAUGGAAAGACGAGCCCAAGAUCAAUGCUGCGUUCGAGAGGUUUAGAGGAAGGAUGGAGGAAAUCGUAGGGAUCAUCGAUGGACGGAAUGCCGAUACCAAGCUUAGGAACAGAUGUGGUGCCGGCAUUGUCCCAUAUGAGCUCCUCAAGCCCUUCUCCAAACCCGGGGUGACGGGAAUGGGCAUUCCGAACAGUAUAUCUAUUUGAGAUAAAACUGGAAUAUGUAAGGAAUUAACUUCUCUUCAAUAAAACACAGGUGGCUUUAUGCCUCCUCCUCUAUCAAAAAAGAGAUAACAAACUGCAGGAAGGAACUUCCUUUCAUUUCAUUAGUUUCUGCUUAUAAAA